UUGAGCUGUAAUUUGACUUUUUUUUGUAUAAAUUAAUUUUUAAAAAAUGAGAGGAGAUAUUUCUAAAGCUGACAGCAUUCCUGCUGACGCUCAAGCUGAAGCCGUUUCUGUUGAAAAGCAACAGGAGCUGUUGUUGAUGAAUAAACUUGCUUCGAGUGGUAAACUUCCUCCAAAGUCUGCUGGGUCGUUCCUUCAGAAACGGUUGCAGCAACGUAAAUUUUUUGACUCCGGUGAUUACAAUAUGAAUAAAGACAAAAAGACGACAACUGCUGUAGUUGGGCAGCAACAGCCUGUGCCCGCUACCGUUGUUUCUCAGGCACCGCCGAUAUCUGUGGCAGCGGCUCCAAAGUUGGCAGCAACAAUUGAGGAGAAUUUGCCAAAGAUUCACCAACAAGAUGAAUUAAUGCCGACUAUUCGCCCGCCUGCUGGGUCUUUUUCUGGAUGUUCAAUGGAUGCUGGAGAUGAAGAUACUGAUGAGCAUUUACAGAUUCCACGUCCAGACACUGUUCCGCAACGUAAAUCUUCUAUUCUGCAUCCAUCAGCUCAUAGCAAGUUAAGUCCUCAACCACAUAUUCAUCAUGAACAUACGGACGAGUCGCUUUCUAUGCCGCCACAAUAA
This is a messenger RNA of Meloidogyne enterolobii, 619 nucleotides long. NCBI's taxonomy places the organism in Eukaryota, Metazoa, Nematoda, Chromadorea, Rhabditida, Meloidogynidae. The record is from the annotation of a GenBank genome assembly.